Molecule: messenger RNA, 1320 nt
Organism: Maudiozyma barnettii
Lineage: Eukaryota; Fungi; Ascomycota; Saccharomycetes; Saccharomycetales; Saccharomycetaceae
Gene: GPC1
Product: glycerophosphocholine acyltransferase
Exons: 1
Coding region: 1-1320 (439 amino acids)
Biological process (GO): phosphatidylcholine biosynthetic process
Source: RefSeq, a predicted model, not a curated record
AUGUCAUCUCUAGUUAACAAAGAUGACAGUGAUGAUUCCUUGAUAUCUGAAAAUAGCCCAUCUAUAUUCAAUAUAUUUGAAUUGUUAGAUCCUUUGGCAUCUAAAGUUGCUGCAAGACAGCUACCAAUUUUUUCAAAACGGUCGCAUAAUCAAGAUAAUAAAAGUGAGAAGCCCAGUACUAGGUCUAAAAUAUAUCGACAUUAUCGCAAUGGAGCUAAAAUACCGAUUAAUGAGUUAAGACAGAAAAUAUUUAAAAGGAUAAAAGCAUUAGACCAACCGUUAGAUUUGAUAUUUUUUAAGAAUCCAUCAGUUAUUGAAAAGCUUUUUUAUCCUUUUACGUUAUUUAAUAUAUUUGCAAUUGGUUAUAUAAUGGGCAAGUUUCCAGAGUGGUUUCACAUAUAUUAUUCCAUUAUGUUUGGUAUAUUAAUGCCUGUAAGAUUUUAUACAUAUUACAAAACUCAAAAUCAUUAUUAUAUGGCGGAUCUAUGCUACUUCGUCAAUAUAAUGUGUCUUGUGUUUAUUUGGAUAAGAUCUGAUUCCAUUAUGUUAUUUCAUUCUUGCUUUGCAUUUUCUUUUGGUUCCCUAGCAUUCGCUGUUAUUGCCUGGAGAAAUUCAUUGGUAUUACAUUCAAUUGAUAAAACAACUUCAUGUUUCAUACAUAUUAUGCCGCCUUGUACGAUGUAUAUUAUAUAUUAUGGUAUUUCUGAAUCCUACAAGCUGGAGAGAUUUCCAGGAGCGAGAAAGUCAAUAGAUUUAAAGACAAAUAUAUUAUGGACGUCUCUAUUUUAUCUAUUAUGGCAGUCAUUGUAUCAUUAUUUUAUUACAGUAAGACAAUCGUCCAAGAUAAAAGCCGGUAAAAGAAUGACGAGUUUCGAAUAUCUCACGACACAUCAAUUCAAGAAUUGGUGGGUAGUUAAAUUGAAUGAUCCUUGGCCUGCUGUCAUUUAUAUUCUAUUGCAAUAUUUCUAUCAGCUAAGUACUAUGCUCUUAUGUAGUAUAUGGUUGAGAUAUAAAUUGGCUGCUUCUCUCUUCCUAAUAUUUAUAUUCCUUUGUGCUGCCCAUAAUGGUGCUACAUAUUAUAUUGAUUAUUAUGGAAAAGCUUAUCUGGAUGAAGUAAUGAAACUUCGUAGAGAGGUAGGGAUAUUACAACAAAAGUUAGAUUCUGUUAACGAUAAUGAAAUUAGUAUAGACCUCGACGAUGAACAACGGACAGAUCAUUUGAAUGUAGUAUAUAAUAAUAUUGGUAAUCAAAGAAGUGAUGUAUCUAUUAGAAGUCAAAGUAGCAGCAUCCUUUCUCUGGAUAAUGACAAAGAAGAUUGA